Messenger RNA from Malassezia vespertilionis, 843 nucleotides. RefSeq lists its product as uncharacterized. The record is from RefSeq and is a predicted model, not a curated record. Bases 1 to 843 code for a protein of 280 amino acids. NCBI's taxonomy places the organism in Eukaryota, Fungi, Basidiomycota, Malasseziomycetes, Malasseziales, Malasseziaceae. The transcript has a single exon.
AUGUGGAGCCGUCUGCUCACAUGGCUGCGGACGCCACCCAAUGCGGAGCCGGCAUCGAAUGCAGACGGUGCGGGAGAGGUGCCGGUACGGCUUGGCGCUGAAGAGGCGCGGUCGUUGCAGGCGGGGCACCUCCCAUUUGCGUUCUUUGCGCGGAAUGCACGUGCCAUGCGUGUCAAUGUCGAAGAGCCAGCGACGCCCGACAUGUGGGAUCCGGACGAGCAUGCACCGAUGAAAACGAUGCGUGUGUGCGCGAUACGGAGCAUACUUGCCACAAAAGGGCUGCCGCCCGAGCUCAUCCGCGAAGUAUUUAUUUUUGCCGACGAAGGGCGCGAGCUGUCCAUGACGCGCACUGAAGUCACCACGUAUACAUUUAACGCAUGUGUGCGCUACCUACGUACGCCGUGCAUUUUCUCGCGUAUGCAGCGCAAUUUUCUGUACCGCAUCGAAGUCGAUAUCGACAGCCACGACCAGGGCUGGAGCCAGGAUCCGAAUCGGGACUGGAUUGGGACGUACCAAGGCAGCUAUACGUGGUUUGAGCUUACGCUCGAUAGGCCACUGUACAUGAAGGACGACGUCUCUGAAGGCUCCAGCAGCAGCGAUGCAAGCACGCAUUCCGAGCACGGAGCGUCUUUUGAGGAAAUCCACCGCAUCUUUCUCACACACAAUAUCCACGGCGUGCACGCUUUUAAGCGCCACACCAUCGUGCUCGCGCCGGACCAGCCCAUCGUGCAGGAUGCAAGACCGGGUGACUCUUAUUCGCUAUGGGCAAGAACACAGUAUACAGGGUGGGCAAAUACGGUGCGGUACGCACGCGUAAGCCUGUGGCUCGAUUGGGACGCUUAG